AGUCGUCUAACGUCGCCUCAAACGACCCAAUGUCCGGCGGGCCGCAAUAUUUGCCAGGAGUCAUGAAUUCUACCAUUCAACAGCAACCACAGAGCGCAACAUCGUCGUUUCUGCCAAGUGGACCGAUUAGUUCGACGUCCACCUCCUCGCAAGUUGUUCCAACAUCUGGAGCCACCCAGCAGCCGCCUUUCCCGUCGGCACAAGCGGCUGCGUCAACAGCGCUCCAAAAUGAUCUAGAAGAAAUAUUUAAUUCUCCGCCUACUCAGCCACAAACAUUUAGCGAUGUUCCUCAAAGACAAGCCGGAAGCCUGGCUCCAGGAGUUCCCAUUGGUAAUACAAGUGUCUCAAUUGGAGAACCAGCAAAUACACUUGGAGGCGGUUUACCAGGCGGAGCACCGGGACAAUUACCUGGCGGCAACCAGAGUGGUAUUCAAUUCCAAUGUCCUCGACGCCCAAACCACGGAGUUGAGGGUCGCUCAAUUCUUCUUCGCGCCAACCACUUUGCAGUGAGAAUUCCUGGAGGAACUAUUCAACACUACCAGGUCGAUGUUACUCCAGACAAGUGCCCAAGAAGAGUUAAUCGCGAGAUUAUCAGCUGCUUGAUAAGCGCAUUCUCCAAGUACUUCACUAAUAUUCGCCCUGUUUACGAUGGAAAGCGCAAUAUGUACACCCGCGAGCCCCUUCCAAUUGGAAGAGAACGUAUGGAUUUCGAUGUCACACUUCCUGGAGACUCCGCCGUUGAGCGUCAAUUUUCGGUUUCUUUGAAAUGGGUCGGACAAGUUUCUCUCUCCACUCUGGAGGAUGCCAUGGAAGGAAGAGUUCGCCAGGUUCCAUUCGAAGCCGUUCAAGCUAUGGAUGUCAUUCUUCGUCAUCUUCCAAGCUUGAAAUACACUCCUGUCGGACGUUCAUUCUUCUCGCCACCAGUUCCUAAUGCUUCUGGAGUCAUGGCAGGAUCAUGCCCUCCCCAGGCUUCUGGAGCUGUCGCAGGAGGUGCCCACUCCGCUGGACAAUAUCACGCCGAGAGCAAACUCGGGGGUGGCCGUGAAGUCUGGUUUGGAUUCCAUCAGUCGGUUCGCCCAUCUCAGUGGAAAAUGAUGCUUAACAUUGAUGUCUCUGCGACUGCUUUCUAUCGUUCCAUGCCAGUCAUUGAGUUCAUCGCCGAAGUUUUGGAGCUUCCAGUUCAAGCUCUUGCUGAGCGUCGUGCUCUAUCUGAUGCUCAACGUGUCAAGUUCACCAAGGAAAUUCGUGGUCUCAAAAUUGAAAUCACCCACUGUGGACAAAUGCGCAGAAAGUAUCGUGUCUGCAACGUCACUCGUCGUCCAGCUCAAACUCAAACUUUCCCACUUCAAUUGGAGACUGGUCAAACUAUUGAGUGCACUGUCGCCAAGUAUUUCUAUGACAAGUACAGAAUUCAACUCAAAUACCCACACUUGCCAUGCCUCCAAGUUGGACAGGAACAAAAGCACACCUACCUGCCACCAGAGGUGUGCAACAUUGUUCCAGGACAACGUUGCAUCAAGAAGCUUACGGAUGUGCAGACAUCGACAAUGAUUAAGGCUACAGCUCGUUCUGCUCCAGAACGUGAGCGUGAGAUUUCCAACUUGGUCCGCAAGGCCGAGUUCUCAGCUGAUCCAUUUGCUCACGAAUUCGGAAUCACCAUCAACCCAGCAAUGACUGAAGUCAAGGGACGCGUUCUUUCUGCUCCAAAACUUCUCUACGGUGGACGCACUCGAGCCACCGCUCUCCCGAAUCAAGGAGUUUGGGAUAUGCGUGGAAAACAGUUCCACACUGGAAUCGAUGUUCGUGUCUGGGCGAUCGCUUGUUUUGCUCAACAACAGCAUGUCAAGGAGAACGAUCUCCGCAUGUUCACCAACCAGCUUCAGCGGAUUUCCAACGACGCUGGUAUGCCAAUCGUCGGAAAUCCAUGCUUCUGCAAGUACGCUGUUGGAGUCGAGCAGGUUGAGCCAAUGUUCAAGUACUUGAAACAAAACUACUCUGGAAUUCAACUUGUAGUGGUUGUUCUCCCUGGAAAAACUCCAGUUUAUGCUGAAGUUAAACGUGUUGGAGACACAGUUUUGGGUAUCGCCACCCAGUGCGUGCAAGCCAAGAACGCAAUCCGAACAACUCCACAAACUCUUUCUAAUUUAUGCUUGAAGAUGAACGUAAAGCUUGGAGGAGUCAACAGUAUUCUGCUUCCAAACGUACGCCCAAGAAUCUUCAACGAACCAGUCAUUUUCUUUGGAUGUGACAUCACUCAUCCACCAGCAGGAGACUCUCGCAAACCAUCCAUCGCAGCAGUUGUCGGCUCAAUGGAUGCUCAUCCUAGCAGAUAUGCUGCAACCGUCCGUGUCCAACAACAUCGUCAAGAGAUCAUCUCAGAUUUAACCUACAUGGUCCGCGAGCUUCUUGUUCAAUUCUACCGCAACACUCGCUUCAAGCCAGCCAGAAUCGUUGUCUACCGUGAUGGAGUUUCUGAGGGGCAAUUCUUCAACGUUCUUCAAUAUGAGCUUCGCGCGAUUCGCGAGGCUUGCAUGAUGCUUGAAAGAGGAUAUCAACCAGGAAUCACUUUCAUCGCCGUCCAAAAGAGACAUCACACUCGUCUCUUUGCUGUUGAUAAGAAGGAUCAAGUCGGAAAAGCAUACAAUAUUCCGCCAGGAACUACUGUCGAUGUAGGAAUUACCCACCCAACCGAGUUUGACUUCUACUUGUGCUCUCAUGCUGGUAUUCAAGGAACAUCUCGUCCAUCCCAUUACCAUGUUCUUUGGGAUGACAACAAUCUGACAGCCGACGAACUUCAACAGCUCACAUAUCAAAUGUGCCAUACCUACGUCAGAUGCACACGAUCCGUUUCAAUUCCAGCGCCAGCAUAUUAUGCUCAUUUGGUAGCGUUCCGCGCUCGUUAUCAUCUUGUCGAUCGCGAGCAUGACUCUGGAGAAGGUUCUCAGCCAUCUGGAACUUCCGAGGAUACCACCUUGUCGAACAUGGCUAGAGCUGUGCAGGUUCAUCCGGAUGCCAACAACGUCAUGUACUUUGCUUAAACUAGGAAUCUGCCUAGGAAUCGACUUCAUAGAUAGCUAUUACUCACCAACUUGCUCUAACAGAAGACGAGUAUUGAAUAUUGUCAUGUCUACCUAAUAUCUAUCUUGAUAAUUCUGUGUCUUUAUCUGUAUCUGUAUCUCCAUUCAAAUUGAUUUCAAUAUGCUACAAUGUUAUAAUGUUUUUCUAUAAUCGGACUCUUAUGUUUUCAAAUUCCAUAUUUAAUUUGUAAUUCUAAUUGCCGCUACCUCUCGUGUAACUGUUUUCUUUCUUCCAUCCAUUUUUCACUUCCCACAACCAAAAUGCCUUUACUUAGUGACUUUUCCUCUCAUCCUGGUAGCCUACAAAGCUUCAAAACCCAUUUAAUAUCCUUAAUAUUUUUCCUCGCAGUUGAUUACAUUGUCCAAAUGCACUGCUGUCGUCUUUCCACCUUGUAACCUCCGAGAGCACCGAGCACUACGACUCCUCUCUUCACACUCACAUCUUCUCGCUGAGCAAUCAUCUUGAAAUGCUUCUUUCUUCAACUUACGGGCUUGAUCUGUCAAAUUCCUUCCAAUUUCUCAUCGCCUACAGUAGUCCUAGUUGCGUUUGAUGUUGACCUAUUCGACUUCCUUCCCCAAACAACCAUUAAAAACAUUACGAGAAUGCUGAUGUUUUCUCCGCAAAAUAGCCGAAAUUUGGGCUAGAUUUUACUCUGCGCUCCUGGUGAGUCUUGUAUGUUCUUGCACUUCAAAUCCACACGUAUGUGGCAGUUUAUGGCUUUCAAUGCUGAAACACAUAUACUGAUGGACGCCUGGAACACUUGACCACCCAUCAAGACGUGAUCGGUAAAAUUUACUCUGGGUGUCUUCUAUUUUCGUGCAGAGUUCUGCAUUUGUUAUGGCAUUAACUUCGUGAUUGUUCACUUCACUCACAUAUUUGAAAAUUCUGACGCAAUAUUUAUCACCUUCAGUUGAAUAUUUUUGCAUUGUGCUACAAUCUUUCAUUUUUUCUUGAACUCUCAAUACCCUGUCAUCAAAAAAAUCACCAAUAUAUCUUGUCAAGUGCAUCUUUCCAAUUGAUUCUUUCUUCAUUCACUCUCUCACUUUCUUUCUUGCAAAUACUAAUUUUUAGGGUUUUUAUUAUUUACAAAAUUAUUGUAACAUUUAAUUACUCUAACUUUAGGAUUUAAUCUUCAGUAAAUUAACUUACAAUUUUCCAACCCAAAAAAUAAUAUUAAAAAACUCCCCUCUUCACUUCAUUUCCACAAUUUGUCAUACUUUCAACAUCUCUACCUGACGUCCCCUAAGCUCUUAUAUUUUUGAUCCAGCUGCCUAACUAAAAAAAACUCGCUCUCAACCUCAACUUUUGUGUCUUACUGUAUUUCCAAACAAACCCUUUUCUCUUUCAAAACCCUUUCCCACUUCCCCCUGAUCCUGAUGUCUGAAAGUCUUCCCCCCACCCCACCCACAGAAAACCUUUUUCCGCAUUUGUGUUGUAAUUUGCAUUCUCAUGCAUUUUGUACAAUGUGUGAUUUUGUUUUUUUUCUUUGCAAAUGAAGCGAUGAGGGACCAAAA
Messenger RNA from Caenorhabditis elegans, 4592 nucleotides. RefSeq names its product Protein argonaute-1 (gene alg-1). NCBI's taxonomy places the organism in Eukaryota, Metazoa, Nematoda, Chromadorea, Rhabditida, Rhabditidae. The transcript has 6 exons. Gene Ontology annotation, molecular function: nucleic acid binding; RNA binding. Gene Ontology annotation, cellular component: P-body; RISC complex. The coding region runs from base 30 to 3038 and encodes 1002 amino acids. The record is from RefSeq and is marked reviewed.